AUGUUUGUUAAGCCGGGGGUGCUCUGGACUCCCGACUGCACCAUUCUAGCCAUUAUCUACGCUCCGUUACUGCUAGGGCAGCUUCCACCAUACUCGAUCUUAUGGGGUCUUUGUCUACCAAUGCGGCCUUUUGCAUAUAAAGAGUCACCCAAGGGACGUUAUUUCCGUGAACUCAAAGUAUGCUUAGUUACGAAGGGAACAAAUGUUCAGACCGUAAUAAGCUCUAUCAGACCAUGGCAAAAUUGCAGAAAAUAUCAGAACAUCACUUUUCACGUGGCGUUAGAUUCCACCAAUGAUAAUUUCCAGGCAGCACUUCCUGAUUUUGUCAAUGUGGUGAGUGUACCAGCCUCGUUUCAACCGGCCCAUGCGAAAUAUAAAGCACGGGCAUUGGAAUGGUGUCGCCUGCAUUGGAAACUAUCCAAGCUUGAUUGGGUACUUCAUCUGGACGAAGAAACUGAGAUCGACGAGUAUCUGGUACAAGCAUGCCUUGACUUUAUUGAGCGAGGAACAGAGGACGUUGGAAUGGUAUAUGUUCCGCUUGAAUUAUUAUCUUACACAACACUAAAACAUGUACAGGGAACAAUCUACUACACAUCGCAUAAUUAUUGGAAAAAUCCAUUCUUGACCACUGCUGAGGUUUUCAGGGUGGCUGAGGACUUUGGCCGUUUCCAACUUCCAAUCCGACUUUUCAAACGUCCGCUACUUGGCUGGAUGCAUGGCUCCUUUAUAUUGAUCAAUGGUGCCGUAGAGAACAAGGUAACCUGGGAUACUGGGUGUCUUGCUGAAGACUUUUGGUUUGCAUUCCACCCAGUUGCUAAUUUAAAAUAUCUGACCGAGCAGGCCGCCCGCCGGGGAGUCAAGUUUGGCUGGAUUCACGCAAUCGCACGAGAACAACCUCCCGUUAGCGUUUCAGACUUGAUUAGGCAACGUAGGAGGUGGUACACGGGGAUCAUGUCUAUGGAUAGCUGGCUGGUUAAAUUGGCUCUCGCAAUCCCUAUGAUGGGACCGUUAGCUUAUGGAAGUCUGUAA
Molecule: messenger RNA, 1029 nt
Organism: Penicillium hordei
Lineage: Eukaryota; Fungi; Ascomycota; Eurotiomycetes; Eurotiales; Aspergillaceae
Exons: 3
Coding region: 1-1029 (342 amino acids)
Cellular component (GO): cytoplasm
Molecular function (GO): beta-1,4-mannosyltransferase activity
Source: RefSeq, a predicted model, not a curated record